GUAAAAAUUUUGUGUUGCUGACGAGACGCUGGUGGAGAUGCGGAAGUAGACGGUUGUAACAAUUAGCCACCUUGCAAGCUAAUUAUUUACUUAACUGAAGAUUUACUUGAUAAAGACAACGAUAAAUAGGUCCUGAAUUGAAUGAUAUAUCCUUUGAUACGUAUUUGUUGGUGAAACCUACAUAUUUCCUCGCUCAACCAGGAGGGAAUUUGAAAACAAUCGAACUCCCUGUCAGGUGUGUAGGAGGAAGGUCUUGAUGGCAGACCACACUGAUGUCAGCCUGCCCCCUGAGGACCGUGUCCGUGCCCUGACCAAGAAGGGCAGCUCUGUGGACGUGAACGAGGACGUUCCUCCCCGGAGGUACUUCAGGUCAGGCGUGGAGAUGAUCCGUAUGGCCAACACCUACACCGAGGAGGGCAACGCCGAGCACGCCUUCGUACUCUACAACAAGUACAUCACGCUCUUCAUUGAGAAGCUUCCUAAACAUAGAGAUUACAAAACAGCCAACAUUCCAGAGAAGAAGGACACCUUGAAGAGGCUGAAGGAGGUGGCCUUCCCUCAAGCAGAGGUGCUGAAGAAGGCUCUUCUCAAGAUAUAUGAGCAGGAGCAUGCACAGUAUCUCAGCAAAAAGAAAGCGGAGGAGGCAACCUUGGCGCAGCAGCAGUCGAAGCAGCAGGCGCUAGAAGCAGAGCGAGAGCGUGUGGUGGAACUGCAGCGACGCCAACGGGAACAAGAGCAGUUCAGCGCCUUCGAGGAGAUGAUCAGACGGCAGGAGCUGGAGAAGGAGAGGCAGCGUAUCCUUCAGGAGUUUCAUGCUCCUGGGACCCCUCCCCCCGAUGCACCCCUACUCCCAGGGAUCCAGGGCCCCCCUCUGCCCCUGGCCGUGUCCCCCACCCCCCCUCAGAGCCCGGGGGACAGCGCCGGCCAGGUCAGACCGCUCCCCACCUUCGACCGGACGCUCAAACCUGUGAGCCCUAGUGGGAACAGCAACACCAUGGAUGGGAUGGUGGAUGGCAUCCGGCAGCUGGCAGUGCCCUCAGAGCUCUGCAGCAGCUUCCUCAGGCUAGCUGAGUCCAACACCAGCCGAGCUGUGGAGACCUGUGGCAUCCUCUGUGGCAAACUGCUGAGGAAUGCGUUCACAGUGACCCAUGUGAUCGUGCCGAAGCAGAACGGAGGGCCAGACUACUGCGACACGGAGAACGAAGAGGAGCUGUUCCUGAUCCAGGACCAGUAUGACCUCAUCACCCUGGGCUGGAUACAUACCCACCCCACCCAGACAGCCUUCCUGUCCAGUGUCGAUCUCCACACACACUGUUCCUACCAGCUCAUGAUGCCGGAGGCUAUCGCUAUUGUCUGCUCACCCAGGUUCAACGAGACGGGCUACUUCAGGAUAACAGACCGUGGGAUGGAUGAGAUCUCAACGUGUAAACAGAAAGGUUUCCACCCUCACAGCAAAGACCCUCCUCUCUUCACUGGAGCAGGACACAUCACCGUCACCGAGGACAGAGUCACCAUGUUGGACCUGCGGUGAUCACCUCUGGACUGGGGAUCUACACACCAAACGCUGGCUGGCUGGUUGGCUGGCUGACUGACUGUAUUUGUUUAUUAGGAUCCCCAUUUAGCUUUUUAAGAAGCAGCAGCUACUCUUCCUGGGAACCAUAAAAAUCACAAAACAUGACAAGUAACUGAUAAAGUUGACUGGCUGACCUGCCUGGCCAGCUGACAUCUGGCUGAAUUUGGGGUUGCAUAAUUCUGGUAAUUUUCUUUAAAUUGUUGUAAAAUGACCAGGGUUCCAUGAAUCUUGGUUGGAGAUUUUCCCGGAUUUCCAGGAAUAUUCCAACCAGGAUUUCUGGAUAAUCCAGGAAUUUGGAGAAAGACUGUUAAAAGACAGAGACAUCUUACUUCUAAACCCAUUGUUCUACCCAUCAGUACAGACAGUGGGAAUGGUUCAUUAAGGGACCUCCUGCUCUCACUGUCCUCCGUUGAACUAAAGCAGACCGCUUCUCGUAGGGGGAAGGACAACUCUCCUGGGUCCACUCCCACUUUUCUGUCUUAGUCUUUAUUUAAAAAGUGAGUCACCUCUGGAAUAAAACUAUCACUCCAUAAAGCUCUGCUAGGCUUGCUGCCAACAGUCCGUUUAUGAUUUCAUAUCCUUUUCGAUGGUUUUCUGCUUUUUUUUGCUCAGAGCUUACCUGUCUCACAGGCUGGCUACCUGUCUCACAGGCUGGCUACCUGUCUCACAGGCUGGCUACCUGUCUCACAGGCUGGCUACCUGUCUCACAGGCUGGCUACCUGUCUCACAGGCUGGCUACCUGUCUCACAGGCUGGCUACCUGUCUCACAGGCUCUACCUGUCUCACAGGCUGGCUACCUGUCUCACAGGCUGGCUACCUGUCUCACAGGCUGGCUACCUGUCUCACAGGCUGGCUACCUGUCUCACAGGCUGGCUACCUGUCUCACAGGCUGGCUACCUGUCUCACAGGCUGGCUACCUGUCUCACAGGCUCGCAGGCUGGCUGGCUACCUGUUUCUCAGGCUCGCAGGCUACCUGUCUGGCAGGCUGGCUGGCUGGCUCAGAUCAGAGAGGAUCUAUAGGCAAUGUGAGAGGAUUUUUCCUACAAAACUGUCUCAUGUGUUGCACAGGAGGCUGCUGAGGGGAGGAGCUGAAUAAAUGGAUCAAACACAUGGUUUCUGUUUCAUUCAUUUAUUAUGAGCUGUCCUCCCCUCACCAGCCUCCGGGGGUGUAUAUGGUCUGACAGGGCAUGCAGACCUAACAGUCUAUCCUAAGGAAAAUGCCAAGGAGAACUGACUAGAGACGAUGACGCCGUACGUCUUGAUUUUCUUCCAGUUUGUGAUCGUCAUAAUAAGAUGACUAACAGCUGCACUCUCAUGGACAACAGAUAGAAAUACAACGAGAGGCAUGCCUUUUCAGUACCAUCUAUUUUAUCUGGAUCUUCCACAAGGACGAGGGGGAUGUCGCCCCCUAGAUGCUGAUCUUGGAUUUGGCAGUUUCCCCACGAAUGGUUAAUGUUAUGUUUGGGGAGGCCGAUUCCAGACCUGUAGCCCGGAGCGUUCCACAACGUUGUGUGUUUGAACGCAGCAUCCAUCUAGUGCUUAUUAAGGGACCUUUGUGUCUGUUUAGACAGCAGUUGAAGAAAUGGGUGAAAGGCAGUUUGAAUGCGUAUAACUGUUGGACUAAUGCUGUCCCGUGUGAUUAAUAACUAUUAUCUGUAUGUUCAUGCUUCUCUCUGUCCUAUUAAUGACUUGUCAGGCUGCUGUAGAUGGUUCUCAAUGUGUUCAGCUGUAAUUAAAUGGCUAAGUGAGGCUCUGUUCCAGUAUGGCCAUGUCACUGGCUUUGGAAGCGCUUUAAUAAAGGGGAACUUCCCCAUCUGAAUAUUGCUUCUCUUGCUUUCCCAAAUAUAUCCACUAGGGGGAGACAAAUAGUAGAACAUGUUUUGAGGUUUGCUCUCUGUCCCCCCCAACCCGUUCUCUAUCCACCCCUUCUCAUUUCAAUUCAAGGGCUUUAUUGGCAUGGGAAACAUAUGUUAACAUUGCCAAAGCAAGUGAAAUAGAUUGUAAACAGAAGUGAAAUUAACAAUCAAAAUUAACAGUAACCAUUACACUAAAGAGUUCCAAAAGAAGAAUGAAUUUUCAAAUGUCAUAUUAUGUGUGUAUAUAUACAGUGUUGUGGUGAUGUGCAAAUAGUUAUUAAAGUACAAAAGAGAAAAUAAACAUAAAUAUAGUUUGUA
Oncorhynchus tshawytscha (Chinook salmon) is the source of this 3747-nucleotide messenger RNA. Its product is annotated as STAM-binding protein-like A. The record is from RefSeq and is a predicted model, not a curated record. Bases 257 to 1531 code for a protein of 424 amino acids. Gene Ontology annotation, cellular component: cleavage furrow; endosome. The transcript has 11 exons. Gene Ontology annotation, molecular function: protein binding; K63-linked deubiquitinase activity; metal-dependent deubiquitinase activity. Gene Ontology annotation, biological process: protein K63-linked deubiquitination. NCBI's taxonomy places the organism in Eukaryota, Metazoa, Chordata, Actinopteri, Salmoniformes, Salmonidae.